GACAUGGUCAGCGGCAGGGUGGGAAUGAGCCCUGGCUGGUGGCUGCAUUUGGUGGCUCUGUGGACUCUCUGUGGAGUCGCUGGAGCACAGGCGUCCAUCACAGCUCAGCAUGGCGAGGACGUCACUCUGGGCUGCGCCUUCCACCACAUACCGGGGGUAAAACUCCAUCGACUGAACAUCACCUGGAAGAUGCAGAGAGCCGAGGGCGCAGCUCUCCUGGUUCACAGCUACUAUGGGCAGAGGGACCUGUGGCAGGGACAGGACAAGGUUUACCGGCGCCGGACGCAGCUGUACCGAGAGGGAAUCCGCAAAGGAAAUGCGUCCCUGCGACUCAGGGCUGUGCGCUUCCAGGACGAGGGCUCCUACCUCUGCUACGUCACCUCUGAGCUGGGUAACUCGACCCAGAAGAUUUCCCUGGCCGUGCUAGGUAGGUUUCCUCUGCCUGUGUCCCUGUCAGAGCGUCUGAGACGCAGUCACUCCCUGUGUACAAUGUGAUCACCCAGCAGAGCCAGGUCUGGUUAAAGCGCGACAAUC
Molecule: messenger RNA, 534 nt
Organism: Mauremys mutica (yellowpond turtle)
Lineage: Eukaryota; Metazoa; Chordata; Testudines; Geoemydidae
Product: CD276 antigen-like
Exons: 2
Coding region: 4-495 (163 amino acids)
Source: RefSeq, a predicted model, not a curated record